Thermothielavioides terrestris NRRL 8126 is the source of this 1349-nucleotide messenger RNA. RefSeq lists its product as uncharacterized. Gene Ontology annotation, biological process: mitochondrial proton-transporting ATP synthase complex assembly. The transcript has 2 exons. The record is from RefSeq and is a predicted model, not a curated record. Gene Ontology annotation, cellular component: mitochondrion. Lineage: Eukaryota; Fungi; Ascomycota; Sordariomycetes; Sordariales; Chaetomiaceae. Bases 173 to 1165 code for a protein of 330 amino acids.
GGCCUCGCGCGCCGCCCGCGCGAUCCACAGCAACCCGCCGCAGCCGGCCAAAGUCGUGCCGGUGUACGGCACCGGCCCGCCGCCUGAGCCGCCGCAGCCGACCGCCGAGUUCGCCGCCGAGGAGCGCGAGGAGCGCGAGGAGCGGCUGGCGCGCCGCCGCCGUCAGGCCGAGAUGCUGCGCCAGGCCGGCGACCUUAAGACGCUGAGGCAGCAGCAGCAGCAGCAGCAGCAGGGCAGUGGGAGCGCGGGCGCUAAAACAACCCAGACCGCCAGCGCCGGCGGCCGGCUGAAGCGGCGGUUUUGGAAGGAUGUCCACGUGCGGGAAGUCAACGGCGCCCUCGAAAUCCACCUCGACACCCGGCCCCUCCGCCACCCAACCACGAAAUCCAUCAUCCGGCUGCCCCCAUCCAAGCCCCACCUGGCGCACGCGCUGGCCCUCGAAUGGGACUCCCUAACGUCCGCCUCACAAGCGACCAAGCAGCACAUGAUCCCGCUGACCUCGCUGGUGUGCCGCGCACUGGACCUGACGGCCGACGCCUCGCUCCGGCCGGGCGUGGCCCAGACGCUGCUGCGGUACCUCGACACGGACUCGCUGCUGUGCUUCUGCCCCGCGCCGUCUCCGGAAGAGUCAGACGACCACGACCACGAUGACCCCGCGCAGCAGCUGCACGAGCGGCAGCGCCAGGCGUACGCCGAGACGGCGGCGUACGUGACGGCGCGCCUGUGGCCGGGCGUGCGCGUGGAGCCCGUGCUGGAGGGCGCGUCGAUCGUGCCGCGGCAGCAGGCGCCGGGCACGCGCGAGGCGGUGCAGGACUGGAUCCUCUCGCUGUCCGGGUUCGAGCUGGCGGGGCUGGAGCGCGCGACGCUGGCCGGCAAGAGCCUGCUGGCUGCGGCGCGGCUGGUUGCGGAGUGGAGCGAGGAAGGGGCGGCGGCAGCGGGGCCAGCAAAUGGGCAGGCCGGAGUGGAGGAGGAAAAGAACCGGAAGCGGUUUGGGGUCGAAGAGGCUGCCCAGGCGGUCAGUCUCGAGGUGACCUGGCAGACGCGCCAGUGGGGCGAGGUGGAGGACACGCAUGACGUCGAGAAGGAGGAUCUGAGGCGGCAGCUGGGGAGCGUCGUGCUGCUCGUUUCCGGGACGCGCAAAGGGUCCGAAUCAAAGAGCAGCUGAUGCGGACUCCACAGAGAUGGGUUUGUUACGCUCAUUGUCGCCUAGCAUGAGCUGUCUCGUGAAUGUAUAUGUGUAGACUUACUUAUCUUGUGACAGCUCGAUGCUGCUGUGUCCCUGCAGGGGUUGCUCACUCAGUUUUCGCUCUGUGCACAGGUCUACGCAGUAAGCAAAUGUUGCAUGUUCA